AUGCAGAAGAUGUCGUGGAAGGAGUUGCUGAUAUCAGAUGAACGCGGCCGACUGAGAGGCGGCGACGGGGUCUGACCAAACAAGAACUCGGACUUUCGUUCUUCGCAGCUCGAAGCAAACGUGUCAACGUGCCACUCGAAUUCGCGAGAAGACACCGGGUCAUAAUUUCGGCCAGCUAUUUGAUCAACCAAGCACGCCGGAACUAAAAUCAGGGAAGUGCAGCGUGGGGUUUUUCGAGAGCCGCGUAUCCACCUUUUUGACCCUUCCAUCGGCUCCUUCACUCGCGUAUCGUUUACCUGUCGUCUGAUUUCCCUACAGUAUCCCUCCGUUCCUCCUUGAUUUUUCCUCUUCAUUUUCCACUGUGCAUUCACUAAUUUUUCAACACUUUCUUAUUUGGAGUUACUUUGAUGCGGCUGCGAACCGCCUUAUUUAUUCUUUUCCGUGAGUUUCCUAUUGCUAGAUGGAAGUAAGGUGAAGCUCAGUGGUGCGAAGAAGCGCGGCGUACUGCGAAGAAGGCGUCAACUGCGAGGUCUGUGAGCUGAUUUCUCCUGGUCAGCCAUGCAACAUUUUCGAACGGCUCCCGCAGCUGGAGUGCGACAACUCUACCAAGUUGGUCACCUCGUUUUACUACCACUCUAAUAAAUGAAAAAAAUAGGCUCAAUCAGUUCAACUUGCGGAACUGCAUUCAUUAACUUUUUUUUUUUCGUUGUUCAAGUUUUCAUUUUAGAACUGUUCUGUACAAACCGAGUCGAUACCUCAUGUGCGUCGACGGGGAGGUCAGUGUUUUUUAAACAUCGUUUUGAUUAAUUUGAUCUCCAACUUAUUUUUUGGGGAGCGUGUGUCAAGCAGGAAAAGCUCGUCACGCAAAGCAAACUAUUUCUUUUUUUCUAUCAUCCGCGUUUUGGUCUUUUUCGGCGAUGCGUCACUUCACAAAAUUUUAAUCCUUUGAAGAAAAAACUUCACGCUCUAUUCUUUCAUUCAUAGUUUCAUUGCCUUCUAACGGAGAUUUUAUGCAUUACAAAGAAAAUGAAACUCUUGACUGGGUUGGUCGACGUAAAAUCUUUAAUGGAUUUUUACUAUGAGUAAAUUUGUCUUCUCAACUCAAAAUUUUUUUGUGCAGUUCAGAAAGUGAAGCCAGAUGAAAAUAACCGAAUCUGAAACUUUGAAAAGUUUUGAAGUUUCAUUCAGAUUCUCUCCUUUGACUGUAGCAGAGACGGAGCGACACCAGCCGUAUUCAACCCAGUCAUCCGAGAAUGCGUUAGAGAGGAUGCCUUCAAGAGAAGAAAGCGUGGAAUCACUGGUUUGACACAUUGCGAAAAGCCGCUGAACUUCUCGCUCUAGGGUCGGCUCGAGUCGGCGACAUGUGCUCCUUCAACACAGACUGCCAACGUGGCAUGUUCUGCGGCGGAGGCGUCUGCAGCUGUCUUUCGGACUUUGUCGCGAUCGCUCAGCAUUGCUGGCCGAGUGCGUCUGUAGAAAUUACUUCGAAUAUAAACCUCGGCAGUCUUUUCACAAACUCUUCUAUCCUUUUCCAGAUUUUUUUGAGCAUUGAAAAAAUGAUAGACUAUUUACCUGAAAAAAUGGGAUACUUGCUCGAAAUUCUCACAAGGUUCUGUAGUCUUACAACGGUUAAUCAGUUUUUCUGACUUGAUUUUUUGUAAAUCAAGAAAGCGCGUGCAUAUGAUUAAUGAUGGCUUGGUUAAAUAACUCGUGUUCCAAAUUAAAUUUCAUUUUUUUGGAAUCGCGACGUUUUUAAAAAAGUAACUCUAUAAUGAGGCUUUCCAGAGCUUUAAAAAGCCUCUGAAAACGCGGCUUCAACAUUAUCAAAAGUUUCGAAAUCUUACGCAUGAAUUCCGUCGACUUCAGCUUGUUUUGAGCGUGCUGCUCUACUUUUUUCUUAUUUACCUCGAAGAAUAGUGUUAAAGUGAGCAAUGGGUUAACAGAAUAAAUAGAGAGAAAGUUUUUGAAAGUUUUUAAAGGUCUAGCUGGAUUUCUUGUUGGCUUUAUUCAUGUAGUUAUAUUUUACACAUCUCCCCAACAAAACAGUAUCAUCCAAAACACGUUCUUAUGUACAGUUGAUUAUGUGGAGAGGGUCCAGUCAUGUUCAGAAGUGAACCCCGGAGAGUCUGGAUGUGUGGAAAAUCGACAGUGCGAGGCGGUGUGGCCUGCCACAACCUGCUCUUCGGCGGGGCUCUGCGAAUGUCCAAAAGAAACCGUUCCGAGCAGAACUAGGUUGACAACUCAGAAAUUCAUCAAAAAAUUAGAAUUGCAGAGAUGGAACUGUGUGUAUUUCUUCGUCUAUUCCUCCGUCCUGUCCUCUGCCAGAGUCUCAUAACGGCAAUCCUAAUCCGGCUACCGUACUCGCCAAUCCAACAUCUCAUCCUUUGAAUCCCGGAAAUUACAUGUGAGUAAAUGAUACCAAUUCAAAAUCAGUUUUACACUAGGGAAUAUACAGGCGGGCAAUUUGACAAGAUCUUAAAAAUAUGAACUCCUUUUUUUAAAGAAAUUACGGCAAUUUUUUUCUGCCCUUUUUCUUUUGUUUUAUUUCGAUAACUUUGAUGUAUGAAUGAGAAUAUUCAAAGUUAUAAAAUGAAGUCAUUUACAGUUUUUUUCGUAUUAUUAAUUUAAAUUUUAACAAAGAAAAAUUAUGUUUUAUCGUUACAAAAAUAUUGUUUUAAAAAAAGAAAAAAAGUGUUUUUUUAGAGGGAUUGCCUAGUUAGUAUGUGAAAGGUUUUUUGUUUCUCGUUUUUGAAAAGGAAAAGUUUCUUUUUUCCUCUCUAUGUUUAGGCCUGUCCUGUGCACCUCCGUGUCGAGCGAGACCCGGACGUCAAACGGCGGCGACGGCUCCACUUGGUGCGUCUAUCCCGACGGCGAGAACGACAUCAACAUUGGCGACAUCUACAACUGCAUUUCUCACCCUCAGGUCGCCGAUUGCAGUUGAGAAAUAAUAUUGGUCGGGUCAACAGCCGAGUAAAAACAAACACUGCGAAUUAGCUUGCCAAUCAUGAGUCAAGUGUCUUUUCGCACUUAUCUCUCGUCUUGGGGAAAUUUUUCCAACUUAUGAAAAUACGAAUGAGAUUUUUCAUCUAUUCGUUUCAGGUCAAUAACAAGCUGUUCCCGGAGUAUGCCGAGAGUGUCGAUGGAGUUUGUUGUCACAAUCGAGGUACAAUUGUUUCGCAAAUUACGGAAGCCUUUACAUUAGAUGACCUCGUGGGGAAUGAUUGAAAUGUUUUAUAAUCGGAAUUUUCAAAUAAAUGUCAUCGGUUAUCUCUAAAAUUGAUGCAAGUGAACGGCGAUUCUCUCAAAACUUCAUUUCAUGUUCAAUUUUUUGUUUAAAGUAUGUUAAUAACCUCUGAGGAUCUUUUAACUUUCGAGGUACGUUAAAGGAAGCGAAUAAUUCCUUAUUUGAAGCCUUCGUAUGCAUUCAACCGCUGGAAUCUGGAGACGAGCCUUCGGUUCCACGUUGGUGGUACAACAGCGCGACCGGCACUUGCGUUCAGUUCAUGUGGGACCCAGACACGAUCAGCAAUGCUUCGCCCAACAAUUUCCGCACCGUCGAGCACUGCGAGAGCUACUGUCGCGAUAGUAAGUUGUGUGUUUGGGAAAUAGAUUCGAAGAGAGUUCAGCGUGUCGUCGCGGAAUGCCCGAGUUCGCCCAGUCCAAGUAUUCGAUUCUGGACGAAGUUCCGCGCACCAAUUGCAUGGCGUCGACGUCGCGCUGCGAUGCCGAGCACCAGUGUUCCUUGAUCGGCUCUCAACAGACCUGCUGUCCAACUGCUGGUAAGUCUCCUCUAUUUUCCCGAUUUACGUGGAGUUCAGCUCACAUCUGUAGCGCACAUGGAGGUCGUUUCUUGUUAACUAAACCUCCUGAAAACUUCGACCGAGGAGUUCUCAUCGCGGGACAGUCUGUCGGCUCAAUUGGAACAAGUUUAAGAUAUCAGAUUUCCAGCAAGUCGUCAACUCGUUAUUAUUACGACGUCGACCAGGGACGUUGUGUUAACUUCAUGUACCAGGGUCUCGGAAACUUCAAUAAUUUCAUUACGAAGCAAGAUUGUGAAUCGUUCUGUUCCAAGUGUGAGUUGCGACAUCGCGUUCAAACGCUAACUCGUAGGAUGUAGUGGUUUGCGAAAACGGCAACCCACUACGGAUCGGAGAAGAAUGGCAGCGCUGCGAGACCAACAACGACUGUCCCUCCUCCCAUUCUUGCCAAGGAAGUCACAAAGUCUGUUGUCCCACUGCGCGUUAGUUUCUCAGCUUCUGCCUCAUUCCGAGCCUUUUCCAUUCAGAAUCCCUUUGUACGCAACCGAAACGGCUGGGAGAUUGCACCUCAGCUGUUCGGAGAUAUUGGUUUGUUGACUUUUUCCUUCAGGCUGCCGGUUCCGAGAAAGAAUGUUUUCGAGACAAUUUUGGAACUAAAACUAGAUUUUUCUCUCGCAAUCCAUGAUAAAUGCAUCCUGUGCGAGGUUUGCAGUAAAAAUACUUCAUUUUUCUCAAAUUCUUUAAAAAAAAACUGCGUUUCCCGGAUUAUAGGAUGUUAUGUCCUAGGACUCAGCAAGAGCUGAAAAAGCCAUACUUCCGUAUUUUUUUCAGGUGAGCAGGCUUUUCGAAACGAAAAUUUUAAGUUUGUUUUUUUUUUUUUUUGAUUAAAUAAGGAUCUCAAUACUUCAAUCAAACUUGCUGAAAGCUAAAUACUUUUCAGAACUCACAUCCUGUCACAUAAAAAGACAUUUUUGAUUAGGCCGAACCAACUCACUCCGAAAAACCUUAAUUAGACCCACAUCUUCUACCUAAGGCUACAGAACAGAUCACCUUAACUCAUGCUGUCCAGGUUUCUCAACGGUGGGCUCAUAUUAAAUCGGCUGCGUGUAUGAAACGCACUUAUAUAAGUUUUAAUUUAAAAAAAAAUUCCUUGCUCCAGCGUGCACCGCAAAAAGUUUUAAAACAAAAUCUCUACACUUAAUCACAAUCAUUAGAAUAUUCGGAAUGUUAAUAGUACUCAAAGUUUAUCUGUUGAACUUUUUUGUCUACUCGUCAACAAGACUUGACCGUUUUCCUUCAACGAUUCUAGGCAUGUUCAAAUUAAAGGUACAAUGCAGCGACGCGAACCUGCGAAAUGUUCCAGUACACCGGCUGCCAGGGUAACGACAACAACUUCGGCUCGUUGGUCUCGUGCCAGCAAAAGUGUCGCGGAAUCCAUGGCAGGAAAUCGGAGAGUUCCGUCAAUGGGUCCAGAUUUCAGUAGAGCCUAAAUGUGUUCACGGACGAGCUUUCCGAGACCGGAAUGGCAGUUUUCAGCAGUGCUCCGACAAGCAGAACGGUCCAAAAUGUCCGGUCAACUACGUUUGUUCCUUCGACGGCAUCACCCACGGUUGCUGUCCCACAAAAUGUCUGCUUUCCGAAGGAUUUUUGUCAGAGUCGUUGUUUUUCAGCCUUCACCUGUUCUCUCAAUCCAGACAAAGGUGUUCAAUGCGGCUCCGGCCGUUCUUACAGGUAUCCACGGCUCGUACUAUUUGUUGCAACGUCGGGAGAAUGUAUCUUUACAAUUUUAAAAAGAUUUUUUUCAACCUCCUUAUUUAUCUCUUACUGUAAAAAAAUAAUUAUAGGUCCGAUUUCUUUAAGAAUUUUAUUGUCAAUUUUUCUCCGUCUUGUUUUCUUUUUAUUUCUAUUUUUUUAUUCACUGAUCAGUUCUGAUUUUUUUAAACUAGAUGAUUCGGCUAACUUAUAGUUUUCGUAAAGAUUCAGUAAAAAAAUUCUUCUCAAAAAUCAUUUCUAAUUCACACAUAUUUUGGCUUUGUCAGCUUCCUCAGAAAAAUUUAUAUUUUUUUGAAGUUUUUUUCAACUGUAAAAAAAUGCAUUAUUUUAAACAUUAUAUAAUUUAAAAAAACUGAAAGAAAAAAAUGUAGUAAAUCAAAAUUUUGAAAAAAAGAGAAGAACAAAUCAAAUUAUCUUGUUAUCUUUUCAGUUUCUUUCAUUCAGAUACUACUUCAACUCUAACAAGCAGACUUGCGAAACGUUCCAGUACGAAGGUUGCGACGGAAACUCGAACAACUUCCUCACCUCGGAGGACUGUCAGACCUACUGUGGCGUCGGCGGUAGAUGAUCUGAAGAAGUCCUAGCCGAGUGCCCUUUUUAGGCUGUCCAAAUGGGGGCGUGCCUCUGAGAGAUGAGGGAACGAACCGGCCGAUGUCGUGCUCCGAGAUGAAACUCUGUCCAUCGACCCACGAAUGUCUUUCCAUCCCCAUAAAUGGAAACGUGGGAAACCGCUGCUGUCCCACCAAAGGUCUUUCGGAUUUAUUUAACUGACGACAAACAUUUCUGUUUUUAAAUUCCUUUUUUUAACACAAAAUUUGCUAUAGAGUGUCAAAUAAGCUGAUCUGAUUACAUUUAAGCAUGUUUCGUCGAAGUCAGAGCGAAGUUUAUUGGUGUCUUCAACUUGAAGACACUUCAAGAUACUUUAUCGAAAUUUAUUGAUAAUUUUUGAUUCCAUAAUUGUUGGUUCGAAAUUUUCUAUUUCUUUUUUCAAUUACAGCUCACAUCUGUAGUCAGCCGCCGCAACAAGGAAACCAUUGCUCCAAAAUAUCCGUGUCGAGAUAUUAUUUCAAUAUCGUCACCAAAGAAUGCGCCAGUUUCCAGUUCAACGGCUGCAAUGGAAACUUGAACAACUUCGCUUCGCCCCAAGAAUGCAACAACUUUUGUUCAUCGGCAGGUUUGACCUCUUUCCAUCCCUGACUCUGAAAAUUGAUAGUUUAUGAUUUAUUUAUUUCUUGGACCAAGAAUCAUUCGAACCGUGAUUUUUGCGGUUCCAAACAAACAAAAUUAUCUUUGUGAACCCAAAAAUUAUCAAGCGAACCCAAAAAGUGAUCUUAGGAGCCUAAACUUCUUUUUACCGCUUAAAAUGAUUGAAUUGAGAAAAAUAACUUAUGAGACUGUUUAGAAUUUAAGAAAAAGUGUGCACCUUAAGAAAAAAACAAAAAAAUCCUUCGAGAAAUCGUAAUUAAAAAAAUUUUUUCUUUGUCUUUUUUAUCAUUUAACAGCAAUCUAUCUGCGCAACUGUGCGGAACUGUGAUUUCAAGGUCGACUUUAGGAUGCGCCGUCGGUGAAGUUGCCUACAAAGACGUGAACACGAAGAGGGCCUACGACUGCAACAACGUCCUAGUGAACAGCUGCCCGGCCAACUUCCAAUGUCGCUUCAACUCGCUCACCUCCGGCUACGUCUGCUGCGGUUCUUCCAGCAUGGGUCCGCGUUCGUCCCCUCAAAGUCCUGGAAAUCUCGUUUCAGACGUGUGUCCCUCGGAGGAACGCGCCUUCAUCAACGCCCUCGACGAGUCGGUCCGCGAGUGUGCCAUCAACAUCCCCGGCAGCUGUCCAGCCGAUUUCCUUUGUCGAUUCAAUGCUCAACGCAACCGCUACUACUGCUGCGCUCCUACCACUGAAAGUUUGUGCCCGUCUCUCACUUUCAACACGAUCAUCGUCUUCAGACGUUUGUCCUGACGGCCGCGCCCUUUUCCGAGCCAAGAAGACUUUUCUCCCAGUGAGGUGUACGCUCAAUUCGCCCAAUGCUUGUCCUGAUGGAUACAGCUGUCAGAGUCGAACUAAGAAUGUUCUACAAGGCUUUUGCUGCUCUGCUAGAAGUUUGUUAUCAACAGAUGCACCUUUACCACCGAUACGGUUUCUCGACAAGAAUUUAUGUUAACCUCCGCUUGAACGAAAAAGAAUAAUUGGGAAAUAUCUGUAGUAUUGAUCAAACCGAUCUUCUAUCCUUUAUGCAGUAGCGGAGAUUUCACAUGCAAGGAAGUUUUAGCAAGUUUGAGAGAAGACUCACGUUAUAAAUUUUUUACCCUUACGGACUCUGUUUUCAUGUUUUUUGUAUACUUCAUGAUUACGAAGCAUCGAUAGGACCGAUUUGAAAAAUAAAGUUCCCAAUUUGAAAGGAAAUGUAUCAUUUUCAGACGUUUGUAAGGGAGACGCAGAGUUUCUGAUGGACGAAAAGACUCGGAUGCCGCGAAUCUGCACUCCAGGAGCCUUCGUUUCCUGUCCGAUCGGCUUCCGCUGCCACCGAAGUCAUCCGUCUGCCACCAACGGGUUCUGCUGCAAGGGCGACAUCAACGCUAUUUCAGGUGGAUUCACCUGCUCACGAAUUCAUGGAACGGUCCAAAACGUCGUGAAAAUCGGAACUUCGGCAGUGAUUGCGUUGAAGUCAAUUUCAAACAAAGUCUAGACUUGAGAACAUUUUAAAGCCAGUUUUCUUUUUGGAAACAAAUAAAAAUUCAACGUGAUGUUGCUGAAUUUGAUUUUUUUUUUUUUAAUAACUGCUUUCAAAACUUUUUCCUUUUCAUGAUAGUGCAAUUAACUGACUUCGAGAACAGAUAAAAAGAAAAAAAAAGAAAAACAUCUGAGAAAAAUGAUAUUGAUCCGAUUUUGAGUGAAGACGUUCAGAAGGAUGUCCUCCUGGAGAGUUUGCGUACGCGAAGAAGAGCGAAAUCGUGGCUUGUGAUCCAUUUAACCCAGAAAAUAAAGGAUGUCCCUCGACUUUUAGGUAAUUCUUUUGGAGUUUUUUCCAGCGAUCAGUGCAGAAAGCAAAAAGUUUUCUCUGAAAAUUGAGCGCGAAUCUCCAAAGCACGACUUUUUUUUCCAGCUGCCAGUUCGCUGUUGCUUUUCAACGUUACCAGUGCUGUGGGAAAGAUCCUAUCGAGGAGGACGAGAUCGAACAGGAAGGCAUGUCUUUGUUUGAGUGACUUUUGAGUGGUUCUUCUCUUUAUAGUUUUACCUGUCGGUCUCUUAUCCUAUCAUAUCACACGAGUAAAGGUCGUGCUAUCGUACUUAUGAAAGAAAAGAAGUGCAACACCUCAAAAGCCAACACUUUUUUUUUCCGAGGCUCAGAAGGAAGAACUCGAGAGCGUUGCGUUUGACCCGCGCCGACACGUGCUAUGCAAACAGCUCCUCUUUUUUUUUGACCGCAAAUUACAUAGUAGCUUUCAUAAAAUGUGACGUCAUUUCCGCAUGUUAUGAAAUUCCGAGGAUUUGAGUUAAGUACACUAUACAGCCCUAAAUUAUGUGGGCUUUGAAAAUUUCGCUUCUCGCCUUUUUUUUGAAUGGAUAUCAACUUUGAUUUUCAAAGAUUAACGUAAAUUUUAGAAAUUACGAGUGAAAAUUUUUGGAUUAUGAGAGUUCAAAUAAAAGUUAUAUCAGAGUUUCCUGAAAAAGUUUUCCUUGAACUUCCGGCUACUUCGCUUUCUAAAUUUUUCAAUCAAUUGAGCUCAAAAGGAAAAAGGAAAAGUUUAACAAGAAAACUGAAAAAUCUCCACAAGCCUUGUCAGUUUAAGAGCGGAUUCAGAACUUGGCUGUCCACUGUCGCAAGUUGCCCUGGUGAGUGACGAGAGACCAGUGAUCUGUACAGCCUCUGGACAAUCUUGUCCGACUGGAUACUUUUGUCAGUUCUCCGACCGGAACAAGCAGUUCCAGUGCUGCGGCCACAAAGCUGGUAGGUGAAGGAGCAGCCGUGUAUCUUCAAUGUCUCUCCACAGGUUGUCCUGGCGACUCAGUGGCCUACCUCGACUUGACUGGAGCCGCUCAGGAGUGCUCCAUGAAGUUGGGAAACUGUCCUUCUGGCUUCGUCUGCCAGAAAACGCGACCAGGAAAAACUAUCUGCUGCACAGGAAGUCCCAUCAGGAAGAGGGUGCGUUUUUUUAUGGCUAGGUUCUAAUAGUAAGUUUUCUCAGCCUCAAGAGAACCGCAAUCCGCCAUUGCUUCCAACGAUAGAAGCUCCAAUGGUGACCAGUGCAGAAGCGACACCUCCUGCGGUUUUUUCGACCACUGCAGCACCAAUCACUCAGCCCAACAACAGCGUACGACCCGGGCCACUGUGUCCUCCCGAAAUGAUUAUGACCAACGGAGAGUGCAAGUACGACCUUCUGUGUAAGACCUAAUCACACAAUCGCGGGACAGAAUUCGCGGCGCCGUCGGCUCGGCGUGUCUUCUUUCGUCACAGUGCACAACUGGCGCCGACUGCGUCAUGCUGAUCUGCGUCUGCGGACGAAACUACCAAGAAGCCGAUGGACUUUGCGAUCGUCUUCCUGAGAGCUCUUCUUCUCCUUCUCCGCCUACAGUUCCUCCCACAACAGCUCUUCCCAAAUCGCCUGCUCCUGCCAUCUGUGGUGAAGGACAAAUUGAAGUAAGACUCUUUCAAGAUUUCUGAAACUGCUUUUCGAAACACUUUCACGAUAAAAUGAGAACGAUUUUCGAAUUUUCAGGGACAAACCUUUCAAAAAUUUGCGGAAAACAGUGAUACGAAACAAAGUUUGUGACAGACCGUAUUUCUGAUCUUCUUCUUAUUCUAAUUUCGUAUGAUGCUCUAUGUAUGAUGCUCACCACGUUAACCAGAUGCAAAGAAGCAUCUAGAGUGUCUGCACCCUAUUUUAUCUCAGUGUCAAAAUUAUAAAAAGUAUUCACAUAGUAGAAAAAAACGUAAAAAAAGGAGGGAAAAAAAUUUGCGCAAAAUGUCAGAAUAUUUGAAGUCGGGACUCCAGAUCUCCUGUUUUUAGUUUUAUAGAUUUCUCAAUUCCAACAAACAGUUCUUGAAAACUAUGAUAAAAAUGAUUUAAAAAAAUGAUAAAAAUGGAAAUUAAUUUCAGAAAGAGGGAAGAUGUCUUUUUUCUGCACGAGUAGGAGCUCAAUGCGAAUUUGAGGCUCAGUGCAGCAAUGGAGCUUCGUGUCGAAAAAGCCGCUGCGAAUGUUCCGAAGGCUUUUCUCCGUUUGAGAACCGAUGCCUGAGUGAGCACUUUGACAAUGUUUUUUCUGAACUUCUGUUCUGAAAUCGAUUUUAAAAAAUUUCAAAAAAGCGUUUGAGAGAAAAUGUAAAGUCUUACAUGAUUUACAAAACUUCUUCAUUUUUUGAAAAAUUAUAAAUUUUUCGGAGACGAAGUCUCAAGUGAAAAAAGAGCUUUUUGAGUUAUUUCGAAUCAAAAAAGCGCUGUUUCUUUAACCGACGCUAAUUUUACGUUAUUGCCAUUAAAAUCGUUCAAAGAUGAAGAACUUUAGAUAACGUCAACUUGUGCCCCAAGCCAAGGACUCCAGUGAUAUUGGCCGAAUACUCCUUGACUCUGUGCAACCGAACGCCCUGUCCGAAACCGUCGACAUGCACCUACUCGAAGAUGAUCAGCGGCUACAUCUGCUGCUCGACUAAACGAAUGAUCGCUCAGCCUCCUCCUCCCAGGAGCAUCACCAUUCAACCCAAAGACCGGUCUGAAGGCCUCAUUUUUUGCUAACGAACCUUGACUUUAGAACCACCUCGGCAGGUUUUGUGAGAACGACGAAGCCUCCGGUCAGGAACAUCGCUGGCGUCACUUCUCAGAAGAGAGUCGCUCAGGGACGAGUCGGCAAACCUUCCACGUCCUUUCUCACCAAGUUCAAGUGUCCCGACGGUCGAGCUCCCAUGAACUACGGCGACACGGAUUUGCCGAUCGGCUGUACUCCUGCCAGAGGAUGUCCUCAGGUCUGACUCCUUCUAAAUUUCCCAUGGCUACCUGUGAAUUAUUUUUUUGAUUAACAAGAUACUUUUUCCUUCAAUCAAUUUCAAUCAAUUUGUUUAUUUUUCGCAACAUCGGGAUGGUAUGGUGAUGUUGCAGGGAGGGAAAAAGACCACUAGGUGGAUUAACUAACCCCACCUGUGAAGAAAAAAAGAAGUUUUUUGUGUAAGAAAAGAAACAUAGAAUCAUAAUAAGUAGAUAUUUAAAACCAAGUUGAUCAUGGCACAAAUCUGUGAACACUUGAAAGAAUAUGCUCGACGCCAACAUUUUCUGCAUACACUAAAAACAUGUCCUUAAACUUUUCUUGUCUUCCUCUGCCAAUAAUUCAUGUUCAAUGUCAUUCCAAACAUUAGUAAUGCGAUGUGAUAAGGAAUUGAAGAAAACCAGUGAAGGUUUCGUUUUUAUUAAUUUAAAACCAUUUCCUCUGAGCUGACUGGGACGGUCAAAGAUGUUAUGUACCUGGAUGGGAGAACCGAUAACAAGCUAGAACUUUGCAACACCCAUACAGUAACCUUCGAAAAAAAGCGGAAGUAAAACUGGUAGCGAGUCGAAUUAUGAGUGGAGAACCAAAUUUAAUGGGUUCUGAUGAUUGUCGAAAAAGUUGUUGAAAAAUAGAAGAAUUUACAGAAAAUUGAAACGGAUAGUUAGGAUGAAAAAUACUUACACCUUGAUUUUGAGUAGAAAAGUUUUGCAGGGCUAUUCUUGCACCAACGGCAUCUGCUGUCCUUCCGGUCGUUCCAAAAGGAAUCCAUGUCCUCGUGGAUUUCUCGCCAUACCCGUGAACGAAAAUAAUACUUACUGCGGUUAGUUACUCCAUACGUUUCAGGACAAUCUUGUUAUGAUAUGCCGUCCAAAGCCAAAUCUUGCAGAGCCACAAUGCAAUAGAAUAAGAUCAGCACCUCCUCUGUGCUCAACCAGAAGAAAAAGGUCGAUUUAG
Caenorhabditis auriculariae is the source of this 12461-nucleotide messenger RNA. Lineage: Eukaryota; Metazoa; Nematoda; Chromadorea; Rhabditida; Rhabditidae. The record is from the annotation of a GenBank genome assembly.